UCAUUUAUCCCUCAAAACACAGAAUCAAAAGUCACCAGAUUGAGAAAAUCCUUCUCUUAUCGAUAAUUACAUCACCCUCCAGUAAAGAACUGAAAAGGUUACACUUCUUUCUUCCUUUCAAGGACAUCCCAGUAAAGCAAGGCAAUCACCCUGCCAACCUGUCCAUCCCCUCCCAUCUAACUUCUUCUAGCCACUAUAAUAUACCCGCACGCGCGGCAUUUCCUUUUAAAAUCUUUCCACAGCCACAGAGACAGAGGGAGAGGGAGAGGGAGAGAGUGUCUGCUUUCCCAUUGUUGACUUUGUUCGUUGCAGAGAGCAGUGCUUCCUUUCCUCCUCCUCCUUUACUACACUACAUGUGUUUUCCGCCGCCUCCUCCUCCUCCUCCUCCUCCUCGUAUUAUUAUUAUUAUUAUUCAGAACUAGCUGUACACAAACAUACCACGUUUACACACACAACCACCACAGAUCAGUCCAAGUUAAAGCCUACUUUUGGCAUUCUUUUAGCAGACACUAAAGAUCCCUUGAACUCCCUUAAACUACUAUACAUCCCUGUCCUUUGGAUCUCCACCUUUCACCCUCUUCCUCCUCUGCCCCUCCCUCUACACUUGUAAAUACCUCUGUUUUCCUUCUACAUUUUGUGCACAUAAAACAUGUACAAGAAGGAGAGAUCUUCAAGGGAAAGCACAUUCCAUCCAAGAAGAAGAACCCCGUCUUUCUCUUCAACUCUUCUUGACUCUAUUUACCGUUCGAUUGACGAAUCCAACGGUGAAGAACAGCAUGUGCUGGGGAUCAAGAAACAGAGUUGCAACUCUGUUUCUACAACCAGGCGUGAUACGUCGUUUCUUGAAGAGGAGAAAGAGGUAUCUACUACUCUUAGACGAGCUGUCAGGACUGAGAGCUGGAUGGACAAGAAAAGCACUCGUGGCUCCAUGCAAUAUAAUUCGACUUCAAGCUCUUCAGAUUCUAGCUCUGCAGGAGGAGGAGGAAGCGGAGGAGGUGUGUUCUCGUCCUCCGAAAACGAGUCAAGUGUCAGAGGAAACUCAAGUUCUUGCCAACAGAGAACAAAACCACUUUCAGACAAACCACAUCAGAAACCGAAAUGUGAAGGAGGAGGGUUUCAUAAGACGAAGCUAAGAGCAUUAAAAAUCUACGGUGAAUUAAAGAAGGUAAAGCAGCCGAUUUCACCAGGUGGUCGCAUUGCAAGCUUUCUAAAUUCUAUUUUCAAUUCAGCAAGUGCUGCAAAAAAAGUGAAAAUGUGCUCUAUUGGGGCCAUGGAUGAUGUAAGUUUUGAGCGUAAAUCAAAGUCUGCUUGCUCAUCGGCUACUUCCUUUUCAAGGUCCUGUUUGAGCAAAACACCUCCUCCAAGAGGGAAACCAAGUAAUGGCACAAAAAGGUCAGUUCGAUUCUAUCCUGUUGGUGUCAUUGUUGAUGAGGAUUCAAGACCUUGUGGGCAUAAAAGUAUUUAUGAAGAUGAUCCAGGAUUGAUGCCAACGCCUCGAAAAGUGGUCAAAAGUAGUUCUGUCAAGGAAUUAGAGGUUGCUAAAGGAGCAGCAGCAGAUUAUUUAAGAAGUUAUCACCAAAGGAAGAAUGUUAGUGAAUUUGAUUUCAGGGGUUUCCACAAUUAUGUUGCAGAUGACAGUGACAGUGACGACGAGAGUUGUACAAGCUCCGAUCUUUUCGAGCUCGAUCAUCUUAUUGGGAUUGGAAGGUACAGAGAGGAGCUCCCAGUGUAUGAAACCACUAACUUCAAAACUAAUCAGGCCAUUGCUAAUGGCUUUUUCCCGUAAUAUUCAUGUUGUUACCAGAAUUACCGAAAUCCAAAUCAAAUCAUCAAUGCAAUUAAUGUUUUGGGGACUUAUCUAAUCAAUAA
Messenger RNA from Populus trichocarpa (black cottonwood), 1869 nucleotides. RefSeq names its product protein BIG GRAIN 1-like A. The coding region runs from base 650 to 1786 and encodes 378 amino acids. The record is from RefSeq and is a predicted model, not a curated record. The transcript is spliced from 2 exons. Lineage: Eukaryota; Viridiplantae; Streptophyta; Magnoliopsida; Malpighiales; Salicaceae. Gene Ontology annotation, biological process: auxin-activated signaling pathway.